This is a messenger RNA of Nicotiana tabacum (common tobacco), 640 nucleotides long. Its product is annotated as non-specific lipid transfer protein GPI-anchored 15-like. Lineage: Eukaryota; Viridiplantae; Streptophyta; Magnoliopsida; Solanales; Solanaceae. Gene Ontology annotation, molecular function: fatty acid binding. The record is from RefSeq and is a predicted model, not a curated record. Gene Ontology annotation, biological process: systemic acquired resistance.
CACUUAGAAAGAAAAGGGUUCUCUAUUUUAACCAAAAUUAUGGCUUCCAAAGUUUAUAACAUUUGCAUUGUGGCCAUACUUGUUUACUUGCUAACUAUAAGUAAUUCAUUUAUUCCUCAAGCAAAUGCAGCAGGAAAAGGAGGGUGUGGAAAUGCACCAGCUGCCAGCCUAAUUCCAUGUCUUGGAGCAGCCAAAAAUGGUAGGACAAAAGUCCCUCCAGCAUGCUGUGGUAAAAUUGGGGCUUUGCUAAAGACUUCUCCAAAAUGCCUAUGUGCGGCAUUACUGUCACCAGCAGCUAAAAAUGCAGGAGUUAAUCCUGCUAUUGCUGUCACUAUACCCAAGAGGUGCAACAUCAAGAAUAGACCUGUUGGGAAGAGAUGUGGACGAUAUGUUGUUCCAUGAGUUUCUCAACUUGUAUGGAGGAAUAAAGACGAAUUUCAAGCUACUUGACUAUUAUGUUUCACAAAUAUAAGUAUUUCCAGUCUACUAUUAAAUAAAAGUGUUGCUAGUUGGCGGCCCAACAUGGUUGAUGGCCUAAAGCAAAAUCUCGAUGAGGGACCCUAAUUUGUUAACAAAAUAAAUUUUUAUAUUUUUGUUUGAAAUCUAUUUUUUUAACUUUUUUAAAUGAUAAUAUAGCUAA